Messenger RNA from Paramuricea clavata, 884 nucleotides. The record is from the annotation of a GenBank genome assembly. Lineage: Eukaryota; Metazoa; Cnidaria; Anthozoa; Malacalcyonacea; Plexauridae.
AUGGCGUAUGCACAACGCGUGUCUCUAAAUUGCUUGGAAUACUUAUGUGAUGUUUACGAUAAACUACCUGAUUCGUCUCGAAAGGAGAUCACAUGGAGUUCGUACGGUUCUCCCCUUAUUGAAAUUGUUAAGGGAUGCAACUGGGCAGCUAUUAGAAUUGUUGAGAAACAUAGAGAGUUCAUGGACAACUUGGUGGAUGAGCCAUUCGAUGACAAUGCAAAUACGCCCAUGCUAAUUGCCGUACGAGAAAGCAAUAUAGAAAUAGCAAAAUGGCUCAUAAACCUACCAGGAAAGAAUCCAGACAUUGAGAAAAAAAACGUCGAAGGAGAGUCGCCAAUUUAUCUUGCAGCACUAAAAGGCCAAGUUGAAGUUAUUAAAGAAAUGUUGUCAGCCCUAUGUACGUAAAAUUUAAAAAAAUUUAAAAUGUUGCACAUUUUUGUAUCUGUUCACAAUAAAAAUGACUGUUUUUGAAAAAGGAAUUGCGUAAUUGAUAAUGAUUCCAAUUGUCUUUAUACACAUCUCGAUGAUUGGAUUUUGGUGAUCAUUUUUGAAAUUUCAUUUAGAUCCACGCUCACAAAAACGCCGAGAAACUUUAUUUGCAAAUGAAAAUCUGUAUGGCAUCGGCCACUCAAUAUUCUAUCCAGCAUCUCAGAGUGGCAAACCCGCUAUUCUUGAUUUUCUGAUGAAAGAGAAAGCAGCACGUCGAUUGCUACAAAGAGAACUACAACAUUCUCAAUCUGAAACGUUCAUUCUUGGCGUCUGUCAUUCAGGAAGUGAAAAAUUCUUGAAAACAAUGUUGGAAUUGCACAAGGAUUUGCAAAUCGGAGGUUUGAAAGAUAAAGAGGGAGUCACGCCGUUGAUGCGGUAAUAUGCUUUGCAAUAUA